CUCUUCCUCUUCCUCUUCCUCUUCUUCCCUCCAUCCUUCUCCUCCUCUUCUCGUCAUCACAUCUCCACAAUGUCCUACUCCUCAAUCCCCAAGCAGACCAACGACCUCAUCAACGGCGGCUUCUACCACUCCGCCCCCGUCGCCCUCUCCGUCAAGAGCAAGGUCCCCAACGGCGUCGUCCUCUCCGCCAACGGCAAGUCCUCGCCCUCCGGCGCCAUCUCCGGCGGCUUCGAGGCCUCCUUCCCCGACAAGGUCUCCGGCGUCACCCUCACCCAGGGCUGGACCGCCGACAACAAGCUCACCACCAAGUUCGCGCUCCCCUCCUUCGCCCCCGGCCUCAAGACCGAGCUCGCGACCACCUUCGUCCCCUCCGCCGGCUCCCGUGGCGCAAACGUCACCUUCAACUACUCCCACGGCCCCUUCACCUCCAAGAUCUUCGCCGACCUCCUCAAGGGCCCCACCUUCAAGUCCGACUUUGCCUUCGCCAAGUCCGGCGCGACCAUCGGCGGUGAGGUCGAGUACGACAUCCCCGCCGGCGCCGUCAAGGGCUACGCCGCUGCUGUCGGCUACGCCGGCCCCGGCUACUCCGUCUUCGCCUCGGCCACCUCCAAGCUCUCCGUCUUCUCCGCCGGUUACUACACCAAGGCCUCCGACGACGUCCAGGUCGCCACCAAGGCCACCUGGAACUCCAAGGAGCCCGCCCAGGCCGUCGACUUUGAGAUUGCCUCGCAGUACAAGAUCGGACCGACUUCCUUCUCCAAGGCCAAGAUCUCAAACAAGGGAAUCCUCACCCUCGCUUACACCAACACCCUCCAGGAUGGCGUCAAGCUCGGAUUCGGUGUCUCCGUCGACACCCAGAAGCUCAACAAUCCCGUCCACAAGGCCGGUCUUUCGUUCUCUUUCGAGUCCGCUGCUCCUGUCGCUAAGUUUUAAGCCUCUUCUGCUUGAGUUGCUUUGAUAUUCUUGAAAUGCUUAGAUGGAUCAUGAAUCAAUAUUCUUUUGGUUUGUAUGCUUAGAAAAUGCCUAGAUAAGAUAAUACACUAUAUAUAUAU
Molecule: messenger RNA, 1052 nt
Organism: Myxozyma melibiosi
Lineage: Eukaryota; Fungi; Ascomycota; Lipomycetes; Lipomycetales; Lipomycetaceae
Product: eukaryotic porin/Tom40
Exons: 2
Coding region: 70-933 (287 amino acids)
Biological process (GO): monoatomic anion transmembrane transport
Cellular component (GO): mitochondrial outer membrane
Molecular function (GO): voltage-gated monoatomic anion channel activity
Source: RefSeq, a predicted model, not a curated record